Molecule: messenger RNA, 1335 nt
Organism: Marasmius oreades (fairy-ring Marasmius)
Lineage: Eukaryota; Fungi; Basidiomycota; Agaricomycetes; Agaricales; Marasmiaceae
Exons: 5
Coding region: 19-1335 (438 amino acids)
Biological process (GO): protein peptidyl-prolyl isomerization
Cellular component (GO): nucleus
Molecular function (GO): peptidyl-prolyl cis-trans isomerase activity; RNA binding
Source: RefSeq, a predicted model, not a curated record
GGACAGAAGAAAUUGUUGAUGUCGGUUCUCUUCGAAACAUCUGUAGGCGACCUUGUCAUUGACCUCGAGACAGAAGUAUGCCCAAAAACAUGCCAGAACUUUCUCAAGCUAUGUAAAGUCUACUAUUAUAACUUGAAUGCCUUUUUUAAUGUCUCAAAAGAUUUCCUCGCUCAAGCUGGUGAUCCAUCUGCUACGGGUCAAGGCGGCGAGUCAAUAUGGUCCUACAUGGCCUCUCAGUCCUCGAACUCCUCAUCCGUACCGCGAUAUUUUACCCCAGAAAUCCAGCCAAAACUAAAGCAUACCACCAAAGGAACGGUUUCGAUGGCGGUCGCGCCUUCUGUAGAUGGCAGUACGGAGGGUGGUUGUGGUAGUCAAUUCUUCGUGACUCUGGCCGAUAACAUCGAAUAUUUGGACGGAAAACACGCCGUCUUUGGCCAUGUAGUGGAAGGCCUAGAUACGCUCGACAAACUGAACGACGUUUUUGUGGACCAGGACUAUAGACCGCUGAAGGACGUCCGAAUUCGACAUAUCGUAAUCCUCGAUGACCCCUUCCCUGAUCCCCCAGGCCUUGUAGUGCCAUCACAUCCUCCUGUCAAACCACCCGACAACUCUACCCGAAUAGCAGAAGAUGAAGAUCCUCUUGAGACACUACCUGAAGACGAAGAAGAGCGUAUAAGACGUGAAAAGGCCGCAGCUGCAUCCGCGCUUACCUUGGAAAUGGUUGGAGACCUCCCUUUCGCCAACGUUAGACCGCCAGAAAACGUGUUGUUCGUAUGCAAACUCAACCCGGCCACUCGCGACGAAGACCUAGAGCUUAUCUUCUCUCGGUUUGGGACCAUAAUGAGUUGUCAGGUCAUCAGGGACAAGAAGACUGGUGACUCGUUGCAGUACGCCUUUAUCGAGUUUGACAAACGAGAGGAGGCGGAGCAGGCUUACUUCAAGAUGCAGAACGUGUUGAUCGAUGACAAACGGAUCUGGGUUGAUUUUUCUCAGUCUGUUGCAAGAUUAAACAACUCCUGGUCAAACGAUAUCAAAAAAGCACCCAAGUAUUCUCGGGGUGCGGGUAGUGGGUUCGGUGGGCGUGAUGACCUUGUCAAGACCAGCCGGUAUCGCAAGGAUGAGGAUGAGGAGCUUCGUUAUGAUUCCAAAUACGGAAUGGUAUUUGACGUUCCACACAGCGGUGGGUCACGUCGGAGAAGUAGGGAAAGGGAACACAAACGGCGCUCUAGUAGUCCCAGAAGGGGUCCAGAUAGAGAUAGAGAUAGACGAGAUCGCGACGAUGAACGGGACAGACGACGGGACAACGAUGAUUAUAGACGUCGGCACAGAUCGUGA